Messenger RNA from Hypoxylon trugodes, 1058 nucleotides. RefSeq lists its product as uncharacterized. The record is from RefSeq and is a predicted model, not a curated record. Lineage: Eukaryota; Fungi; Ascomycota; Sordariomycetes; Xylariales; Hypoxylaceae. The transcript has 2 exons. Bases 84 to 911 code for a protein of 275 amino acids.
CGAUCACGAUAUUUUUCCCCCUCUUCGUUUCUUCACUUCAUCAACGCGCUGCCACUUUGAACCACGCCACCCAUUCUGAAUACAUGUCUACCACCAUGGAUCUGAUCCAUAUGACUACAGAAUUUAAGCCGUCAUCGUCUUGUCUCGUAGAUAUCUAUUACGCUACCUACCCAAAUUUGACAUGCCAAGACCCGAAGGGCAGCUUCACCCAAUGCCGGUAUUUUCACCUCGGCCCGACGAUGAGUACUUCGGAUUGCUUUCCUACAGGCUGGAGUCCCUCCUCCGGAGCUUUUAUCUCCUCCAAUGCAUGCCCUGAAGGCUACGCGGUAGCAUGUUCCUCUGGAGGCCUGUCGGAGACUAAGGCGACAUGUUGUCCUGUUGGUUAUACGUGUCGAACGAAUUCCGACCUUGUAUGGUAUACAACCGACCUCUGCUACAGCAUGAUAAUAUCUGUGCAGUACGUAUACACAACCUCGACGCCUGGGAAAGGCCCCGAGACCUCGACGACAACCGGAGAUGGGUCAGGGGCUCUUAAUGCGUAUGGGAUCGUGAUCAGGUAUUUGUCGCUUAGCAUGGCGUCAAUCACAUCGUCAUCCAGCACCACGACUCCCGAACCAACCACCAACGUAGGUACAAGCUCAAGUGGCCUGUCGGGAGGAGCGAUAGCCGGCAUUGUCAUCGGCUGUGUAGCAGCUGCUGCCCUAGUCUUCAUUGCAGCUUUCCUGGUGCGUAAGCGCGGGGAGAUACAAAGAGAGAGCAGGGCAUCGAUUGUGUCCGAGCCGAAGACGCCAGCGCCCGAAACUACGGACGGUAAUGUUGGGACUGUCUUGAGCCCGGAGCAACAGCAGUUACAAACCCCUGCGGAACAACACGAGUUAUCAGAAAUGUCCAGGAUGCUAGAGCUAGAAUAAAAAGUAUAUCCAAACAUGAUUAUUUAGUUGGAUAUAGAGGUACGGAAAUUGUUUUCUUGGUUCUUUGCUACACUGCCAGCGCUGAGCCACCGUCGCGUCAUUUAUGUAAAUCAUGUCUUAGGGGAUUGAAUUCAUGUAACGUUUGCC